AAAAAAUUACACAAAAAGUAAGCAAAAAAAUACGAAAAGAUGAGAGAAAAAAGUUCUUAGAUUUUAUGUUGAAAAAAUACCGCAGCUGGCAGUUUGGUAGAAACUUUUGAAGCAAAAUAAAGUGCGUUUUCGUUGGUGUUGUGUGCAUCGUCAAAUAUUUAUUGGAUUUGAAUUUUAAAGUGAAAAUCUAAGAAAGAAAUUUAUCUAUAGACUUGAAAAUUUCACAAAAUCAUAUUGGAUAACCAAGCAAAUUGUUUGAGAAAGUGAAGUUAUAAUUGAAGAAAAUGUUGCUGCAGCGUAAUAAAUUGGGAAGUGUACGACCACCGAAACGUUGUCGUAGCGAAAUGGAUACAACAUCAGCAUCAGAUAUUGUUAUAAUACAUGGCAAUUCGCAUCCCGAUUUAGCCAAUUUAGUAGCCGAACGUAUGGGUAUUAAAAGUGGUGGCUGUUCGGUAUUUCAUAAAACAAAUCGUGAGACAAUGGUGGAAAUUGGUGAUUCAGUAAGAGGCAAAGAUAUUUAUAUUAUACAAACUGGCACCAAAGAUGCUAAUAACAAUAUUAUGGAAUUGUUAAUUAUGGCUUAUGCCUGUAAAACCUCAUCAGCUCGAUCGAUUGUGGGUGUUAUUCCCUAUUUGCCUUAUUCCAAGCAAUGUAAAAUGCGGAAACGUGGUUGUAUUGUUUCAAAAUUAUUGGCCAAAAUGAUGGGCACCUCGGGUUUGACUCAUAUAAUUACCAUGGAUUUGCAUCAAAAAGAAAUACAAGGUUUCUUUGAUAUACCUGUGGAUAAUCUCAGAGCCUCACCUUUUCUUUUACAAUAUAUACAAGAAAGUAUACCCGAUUAUCGUAAUUCUGUUAUUGUAGCCCGUAAUCCAGGCUCUACACAGAAAGCUACUUCUUAUGCUGAACGUUUACGUUUAGGCAUUGCUGUCAUUCAUGGUGAACAAAAAGAAGCUGAAAGUGAUCAAGUUGAUGGUCGUUAUUCGCCACCACCUUCCAAUAGUACAUAUGACAUAGGAAAUACAGUUGAAAUGUGCUUACCAGCAACACCUAGCAGCCGUACUCGUACCGUAAGUGUAUCGGUUGGUGUACCCGAUCAUCCACCCAAAGUAAAACCACCCAUUAACGUUGUAGGUGAUGUUUCUGGACGUAUUGCCAUUAUGGUGGAUGAUUUAAUCGAUGAUGUACAAUCGUUUGUGGCUGCUGCUGAAGUUUUAAAAGAAAAUGGUGCUUGUAAAAUUUAUGUUUUGGCCACUCAUGGUUUGUUAAGCUCUGAUGCACCUCGUUUAAUUGAGGAAUCUUUCAUUGAUGAGGUUGUUGUUACCAAUACCAUUCCACAUGAGAUCCAAAAAUUACAAUGUCAUAAAAUCAAAACCAUUGACAUUUCCAUUCUAAUUGCCGAGGCCAUACGCCGUAUUCAUAACAAAGAAUCCAUGUCUUAUUUGUUCCGUAAUGUUACUUUAGAAGAUUAGAAAAGAAACUAUUUAUUUAGCUUGAUUUCUGUUUUUAUAAAUCACUGUUAAUGGCACGUUUCCAUUUUAAAAGGUAAACUCCCCCUAAUACAUAAAAUUUUAUAAAAACUUUUUAAUCUUUUAUUCAAGUAUUUGAAUUACAUAAAACGUUAUAUUACAACUAAUUCAUUUAUUAUUCUAUAAUUUUUUUUAUAAAUACAUUUUCCUCCCUUUUAAUUUUUGUUAAUUUUAAAGUUUGUUUAAGUUGUUUUUUUAUUUUUUGCAUAAAAAGUUUUAACUUCUUUGUUUUCUCAUUUUUUUUUUUGUAUUAUUUAUCUUUAAAUACUGUUUGUUUUAUUUACAAUUUUUCAUUAUUUUUUGAUUUGCUUAUUAAAGUAAAAAUAAUUGUAAUUAAUAAUAAAAAAAGUUGAUUUGAAUAAAAUGUUC
Messenger RNA from Lucilia sericata (common green bottle fly), 1895 nucleotides. RefSeq names its product phosphoribosyl pyrophosphate synthase-associated protein 2. Gene Ontology annotation, cellular component: cytoplasm; ribose phosphate diphosphokinase complex. The coding region runs from base 285 to 1469 and encodes 394 amino acids. Gene Ontology annotation, biological process: 5-phosphoribose 1-diphosphate biosynthetic process; purine nucleotide biosynthetic process. NCBI's taxonomy places the organism in Eukaryota, Metazoa, Arthropoda, Insecta, Diptera, Calliphoridae. Gene Ontology annotation, molecular function: magnesium ion binding; ribose phosphate diphosphokinase activity. The transcript has 8 exons. The record is from RefSeq and is a predicted model, not a curated record.